Messenger RNA from Pantherophis guttatus, 10458 nucleotides. NCBI's taxonomy places the organism in Eukaryota, Metazoa, Chordata, Lepidosauria, Squamata, Colubridae. The record is from RefSeq and is a predicted model, not a curated record.
UUCCUGGGAACCUGCUGCAUUAUUGGAGUCCAUGACAUCACUUCCCCCUUUGUUGACACACUCGUCACUUGAAUGACAGUAGACUUCAAACAGUGUAAGAAUUAUGCCCCACUAGUGCAACUGAUAAUACAUUAUGCUCUGAUAAUGCAUAGGAACUUGAAAGUGUUCUAUGAAAGUUGCAUGCUCUUUUUAAAUUUUUAACCUGUUAAAAUAUUGAUGCUUUUUUUUUUUAAGGAAGAAAUGAUAAAAACACAAAAGCAGAGAAUAUGAACAACUGCGCACAACUGAUUACCCCACAUUCUCCAUCCUACCAAACUCAUUGCUAUAUAAAUCAAGACAAACGCAACAUCUUCAAAACCCCCAAUUCAGCAUCCUAUAAGGGAUAGCUGGAAAAUGCAACCUGCCUCUUUCUGAGCUCAGGAGUGAAGAAUAUGAGACUCAUUUACACCUGUGGAAAAACUGUUGCCUCUAGCUAUGGAAACUAGUUUCUGCCAUAGGAGGUUCCCCCUGGUCUCCUGCUUCCAUUUGCUGCACUUCUGGCUCCUCCUCUUCCUAGCCUCAGCAGUUCCGUUGCACAGCGCCUGGUCUCUUCGGACCCGUGGUCUUCUGGCAGCCCGGCCAUUGUGCAGCCACCGGAACCCCACAGCAUCCAGAUCUUUCUGCAUCUGGGAUAAGAACCUGCCCACGGAGAAAACAGGAUUUCACUCUACCUCACUGCGGCUGCGCCCUCUGGUUUCCAAAGGGGCUGGCCAACGCCAUGCCAUACGGCUGAGGCGUCAAGCCCAAGGGAUUCGGCCUGCUACCCCAUCUGGCUUUGAGGAUGGUCCCUCCUCAUCUCAGUACCCCUGGGCCAUUGUUUGGGGCCCCACAGUCUCAGUUGAUGAGGGAGGGGAUGCCAGCUCUGCCAACCCAGGCUUUCCACUUCUGGAUUACGCCUUUGUUUCAUCCAACGGAAUGGCAACAGCACAACCCAAUUCCCACUCACUGUUACACAAUGAAGGGCUCAACCUGCGUCAGACCCCAGCCACUCUACCACCCUUCCUCUUUGGACCUCGGGGAGAAGGUGUGGACCCCCAACUUUACGUCACCAUUACAAUUUCUGUCAUUAUUAUCCUUGUUGCCAUGGGAAUAAUACUCAAAUUCUGUUGGGACCGGAAUCAAAAGCGCCGUCACCAUUCUAGUCAGCAAAGCGAAUUGCAGCAGCAGGAGAGCCAGCAGCCUUUAACAGACCUGUCACCUGCCACUGUCAGCAUCCUGGGGCCCUACAGCGAUUCACAGGUUCCGACGCCAGAGAUGGUGGAAAGUGGACAAGUACUGGAAGGCUUGGAGAAGCUGGAGGGUCUAGGGAAGUCCAGUGCCUUCCAGCUCAACAGGAUUCCACUGGUGAACUUGUGACUGAAUGCACUAGAAAGAAUAAGGCUUGAUGUCCUUGUAAUGAGCUCAGAUGCUGAAUCUUCGAGGGAGUCCCACAGAAGCGGCAGCCCUUUCUUUAGUCCCAUCCUCCUGCAAUGCCACUUCUGGUACAACAGAAGAGCUAUUGUGGAUCCCUUUGUGUCACGUCCUUCCAUCAUCACUGCGGACCCGACGGAAACAAGGAUGAGCUCAGGUGCAACCUGCCAGGCUGGGCUUUCAAAAGCCCCAUGGUGCACGGUGGUUAGGGCAGUGUCGUGCCAACAAAGCCCGGGGGAGGAACAAGUGGAUGAAAGCUACUAGUAUCAUAAAAAUUUUAACAUGUCUCCCUUGUAUCUUGACACAAACAGUUGCAUACAGAUAUUUAUUAGUAAGCAUGCUUGAUACCAAGAGGCAGGAUGCUGUGUGUCUUCCCUUCCUUCCCAACUUUUGUUCUCUUCCCCUUCGUGUGAUCUGAUGGGUCUUCCAAAAGGGCAGUUCUUAAUAUCAUUUGGGGUGGGGUGGGGUGGGGUGAUGAUGCAGAUCUUAUUGGGUUAUGGGAAUCAACAUACUAUAUAGGAAACGAAAGUACGAUGAAGGGGAACUAGAUACAAAGAGUCAGUAACAAACAUAUACCACACUCAAUUUCCUAUGGUGGUUUUCAGAUUAACCUUUUCUCUAGAAUUGCCAUCCCUUGUUCAUCUGUUUUAAAUUGUGUUCAAGUAUCGUACUGAACCUAGGACCUGGUUAAUCCAAAUGUGCCACUUACAGGCCACCCACUUUCCUCUGAAAACCACUGCUUGUUUAUAGUUAGCUGAUACAGAACAAAAACCUCUGCCCAGAGAUAAUCGGAGAACAUGGCCGUAAACAAACAAGCCAAUGGCUAUUUCAGUGAAACAAUUGCAAAGACUAUGCUGUCUAGUGAUGACAGGCUAACCAUAACUGAAGCUUUGAUAGGGUCUUGUGCCUCCCAUCAAAUGUUUCCUGGCUGCAGGUGCGGUAUGCUUGAUUGCUUCAUAAUGAGAAUGAAUGGGAGAUAAGUGAAAAGCUAUUAAUGGCCCUCUGAAUAGCUUCUCUUCAACCCAAUGCAGCCUUUGUUUUGACAGCAGAACAAAAAUGCAUCGGAGGGGUUUGUUAGUUGCUUUUUUUUUUUUUUUGUCUUAAAAAAAUAUUGUGGAAUUAUAUCCCUUCCCUCUGUGGCAGAAAACUAGCUAUUGAGGAAUUAAAAGAGGAAAUUGUUUGUUUAUAUUGCUAGGAACUUUCACUAAACAGAACCUUUUUGUGCAUAAACAUAAUAAGAUUUUCUUGAUAGCAGCAAGUGUUGUUCCUUUUGUAUAUGUAAAAUCUCUGAUUAAUUAAAUUUACUGCCAACUGCAGAAAGGUAAUUCCUUAGUACCACUAAUGCACUGUAGUAUGUAAGCAACCCAUACCAUCUGUCUGUCCUUGAAUUUUUAAGCACAUUACUUGCUAUAGCUAUGGUGCCAAGAAGGUACAUUUCUUUUAUGUCCCCCUUCAUUUGCCCUUCUGUAGCAUUUCAUUCUAGUUCUGAGUUCCCCACUAUAAUUAUUGGAUGAGGCUUACCUGUCCUGAUGCCCCCAGUGAAAACUUUGGUUUGCAAUAAGUGUGGCCUCCGAAAGCAUUGUAAAGACAGUGCCAAAAGCAUUUCUUCUAGGAAGGGGUUCCAAAAUUGAGCUAUCACUGUUGACUGUGCUAGGUGGUGUAUAUAGUGUGUGUUGUGCCCUUCCAAGUAGGGAAGUAGUAGAGAUAGAGUUUCAGGUAGAGAUUUGAAGAUGGGCAAGCCAAAGAUUAUAAACCACACGUAGCCACUGGAGCCCCUUAAAUUUGCAUUGCUAAACAUUUCAGUCCUAACCUUAGGCUCAUCAUUAAGCCUUCUGGGGCCUGCUUUUGUUUUAAAGCACAGAGCAGCUACCUGAGCAGUCUGACCCUUCUUAGGAUAAAAAGCUACUUCCUUGCAAUGCCAACAUCAUUAUCCCUGGGUGUUUCAUAAUUUCUGCAGUGGAUUCUCUAGCUUAGAACAAAUAGCAAAGGUAUAUGUUUAUAGUUUUUGUACAGUAUCUGCAGAACUGUGUUGUAUAAGUGGGACAAAACCAAAAUCUGCUUUUUUGAAAUACGGGCAUCUGUUCCAAAGCCCCAAGGAAGCACUUAUGUGUUCUUUUUAUUACUUCAGUUUCUGACAAGCACAACUUCUUUAUCAAAGGCUCCUCCAGUAAUUAUAUCUGAGCUUCCAACGUAAAGCCGUUUUUCUGUGAUAAAUCCACAAGGGGCAGAUUCCUUUAUACCCAUCUUCCCAGAUACUAGAUUGCAUAGUUAUGAGGUACUCUGUACAAACAUUUGUAAUGUUUAUAUCUUGCUCUUUCCCAAGGAAGCUCAUUGAAUGAGUAGGUGCCACCCUGUCAAUUUUAGCCUCACAGCUCUUCUGUGAGGUGAGAAAGAGAAGAGUGGCCCACACUUAUCUGAAUGGAAUCAGAGAUUUGAAGCCAGCCUGAAUGGAGAUCUAGCCAGGUAUUUGGAGUUUAACCGGUCCUCUUAAGUUCUGGGGAAAAAUGCAUAGAUAACAUUUCAUAUCUCAAGUCACUUCUAUCCUAUGAAUACUCACACAGAACUAAAUUGCACUGUUGCAUUUAGAAUUCUACUCUCAGAAUCACCAAGUAAUCAAAGGAGUAUAGGGAUCCUGUACUAUUGAAAAUGCGGGAUGGGAAGGUGGGAGGGGGGCUGUUGUCAUUUUAUUUUAAUUAAGGAAGAAAUGAAGGAAACUUGCCAUUGUUAUUUGUAUUUGAUCCCUCUCCUUUCUUUGUAGUAUACUUAAUAUCAUUUAAAAUGUUUGCAUUCUUUCAUCUGCUUAAGGAUAUAUGACACACAGAAAAUUAUUUUAAAGUGCCAUUUAUUUCAGUAUGGAGUUACAACUAUUUUUAAAUUAAGAAUUAAUUGUCAUAAUAAUGCCAGCAUAAAUUUCUUAUUCAAGUGAAAUAACUUUAUAGUUUAUUUUUAUGUAGUAAUAUGAAGUUAGUAAUCCCUUCUGCUUGUUUGGGGCAAAGGGAUCGUCACCUAGUUACUUAAGAACUAUAAAGCUCUAUAUUUUAUUAAUUGUAUCAAUAGCACAGAGUUAGAACUUGACUACCAAGAUUCCUAGUGGAAACUACAGACUACCCAGGCAUGCUUAUUAACCAAAAAAUAACCCUAACCCCCCACCAUAACUGUACCCUGUUUGCCUGAAUUUGAUACGCCAAAAUCAAUCAGCUGAACUCUUUUCAGCUUGCUUAAAACUGUCCUAUUUUAAUGUGUGUACACAAAGCUGCUUUUAUUUUGGCAAUGCUUAAGACCUAAUCCCUCCACCGCCAUCAAAAUGAUAGAGAAGUUGGAAUGGAUGGUGCUGUAGCAUGUGAAGUAAAGCAAGAAAAAGGCAUGCAGAAAUAUUACUAAGAUUGUCCAUCACUGGAAAAAAAGGAAUAAUGGUGCCGAUCUAAACCUUGGGAGGGAAGAUGAAAAACUGGUUAGGUGCUUAACUACUUAGAUGUUUACCUUUUCUACGUCUGUUAUUCUCCUCCCUUGAUAUGUGUUUGCAGAAGAUGAGGAUUCUUCCUCAACAAAAUUGUGUUCUCUAACCUUUAAAAAUAUUAAUCCUCAUGCUGUUAAAACAGAGUGAUAUCAGCAAGUCUGACUAAAGAUGUUUUAGCAAAUGAAAUGGAAAAUGCAAAAAUCUUUAGCCCAGGAUUCAGUUCUUGGGUAAUCCACCAGAGACUUUUCUUCUACACGCCUCAUUGUAAUUAAGGGCAUUUCUGUGCUUACUAUCUGAGCUGUUCAUGUCCUAUGGUCAUGCCUGCUUGACUCUAAGCCAGCUUUAAAAAGCCUGGCCAAUAUAUAACUAUAUACUGUAUUUGUUUCUAAGGGCUUUUUGACUCGUUUUUACCAGUACUACAGUUGAUAUAUUUUGUUUGAACGUAACUGGUUCAAAAUCCAAUGUGUUUUACAAUUAUAUAUUUUUUCUUUUCAAAAUUCCUUUUUCGCUCUUUGCUUUAUUUUCUUGGGUGAUAAUUGGAAUUCCACUGAUUCUCCAGUCACCUGAGAUAGAAGAAUUUUAUCCCCAGCUUCCGAGCAGCUCAUAGCUUAAAAUAGCUCAAGUGUUACUUUUAAGACAUUAAACAAUCCAUGUUAGCAUUCAGUGGAUUAUUUAUAUGGGGGGGAAAGAGACUGAGCAGCUACAAAGAUCCUAGCCAAGUUGUUCUAAAAUAAUUUCUCCCAGCAGGAAUAGGAGGAGGUAACACUGGAAACUGUCGGGUAGGCAAAGCAGAGAUGCCACCAAAAGAAGCAGGCAGGGUAAGGCAAAACUGAAAAUUGAAGUGGGUGAGAUUGAGGAGAAGCCGUGUUGGGGGCAGCAGCCAGCAUUUGUACAUUCCUGGUUUGGAUUCACACUUCAUUUUGGCACAUGUCAAAGCUAUGCACAAACCCUGGAUCUGCUGCUCCAAGGUUUUCCAGGGGAAAUGGGUGGUUGAAGCCCUGGUUGGGCGGUCUCAUCUUCUCUUCAUUAUGGUUCCUCCUGCCCUUGCCUUGACACAGCUAAACCAGAGGAACAGAAAGAGACUUCUCCUUCCAUAGUUUGUACUUGGAAUGGACGGGUAAAGAGAUUUUCCCACCUAAUAGGAGGGAAAAGAAGCCAACAAUGAUGACUAUGAUGGGUUAUGAGUGAGGUCUAAUGGCUCUGGUCAUGAGAGAAUGACUCUGUCAUAAGCAUGCAUAUUGUCAGGGGUGGGCUGCUGGGGGUUCGCAGUGGUUCAGGAGAACCUCUAGCUAAGAUUCUGUGCAGUUCAGAGAACCCCCAAAUCCCACUCCUAGCUGGCCCUGACCACCCUGCCCUGCCCCACCAAAGAGUCCCCACGCGGCCCGUUUUGGAUGCAGGUAAAUGCAGGGCGCACGCAGAGGCUUGGGGGAGGAUGAAAAACGGGCCUACCGGAAGAUUGUUUCUGGCCUCCAGAGGGCCUCCGGAGCCUGGGGAGGCCAUUUUUGCCCUCCUAGAGGCUCAAGGAAAGCCUCCAGAGCCUGGGGAAGGCAAACCCCCCCCCACUGCCAUGGUGCAAGAGGCCGACUAGGCCACACCCAUCAUGGCCAUGCCCACCCAGCACCUGGGCAGAAAACCCCUUGCUAAAAUUUUUGAAGCCCACCCCUGCAUAUUGUAGGCAGUUCUUCCUCCGUGAUGGUAUGUACAGCUCCAUAAAAAGCUUCUUUAACUUUGCCACAUUGGAGCCUUUAGAGCCUUCUGUGUCAUUAUUUAUUUUUGUUGGCCUCUGCAUCAGUGAUAGUAGAUUAAAUGCUGGUAAUUGUAAGUGCGUAACUACACAGAGCUUCCCAAUGGGGGUGGUUACACUGCACAAUGAAUGUACUUUCUAUCCCUGCUCCAUGUAAUCAGAUUUCUUUGUCGGGUGCUAAUUCUCUCAUUAGCCAUUUGCAGGCAAAUACCAACUGGGACCCAAACAACCCAUGAAACCAAAACCACCUGGAUUUUUAUUUUCCAAGAAAAAGUUAUGACACUGUAAUAUUUUUCCUGCCUAUUUGUUUUCAUGCCAAUAAUUGUUUUCUUUAAUAAUUUAAUUUAUCCCAAUAAGUAUAAACUAUUUAGUAACUUAUCUCCUUCUUUUAAAAUACAACACAUGAGCUCUUCUUCCCAUAACCCAUCUCUCAUCUAUAAACAAAUCCAUAAAAUGUUGUAAUUUCACUCCUGAUGUCAGAAAAAGUCCGUUAAGUAUUGCCAGAAAUUUUAAAAAAAAUCUAUUUUAACCUCGAUCAAAUGAACUGAUUUAUAUUCCUUUAUCUCACCUCCAGCAAUCUUCAUCUUUAGUCCUUCAAAUAAUGACCUAGAACUUGAUUCCUUUUCAUUUUUUCUUUGUCCCUUCUCACAAAAUUCUUCAAAGCUUUAACAAACCUCUUUUCUAAAUCCAGUAUAGGAAAAUGAUCCAGUUCACCCUUUUGAUUUGUUAUUUAUGUAUCUCUUUUAGUUAUUAAGGCAUUAACUGGUUUCUUUAGUAUGUCCAGUGUAACAUCUUUUUCAGGGGUGAAAUGCUACUGGUUUGCUCCGGUUCAGGCAAACUGGUAGCAGCAGCGGCGCAUGGUUUGGUGAACCGGUAGCGGCAGCGGCGUGAGGCUCCGCCCACCUACCCGGACAUUGUUACUUCCUGGUUUUAACCAGGAAAUAAUCUGUUUUUUACCCUCUACACAUGCGCAAAAGGCUUUGUGCAUGUGCAGAAGGUCUAAAAUCAGACGUGAAGGUGGCGCGCACACUUCCGAACCGGUAGGGAAGCUAAGUAGAUUUCACCUCUGAUCUUUUUCCAUGUCAUUCUUAUAACCUGUCAUUUUUUAAUCCACUUUGAAAUCAGUCUCAAUCAUGCCAAGUAAUGCUUGUUCCUGUUCUGUAUCAUCUUCUAAACACUAUCUACAGAGACAAAACUUCUUAAAAUUAACUACUGUGUCCAUAGUUCAAAAAUAUCCUUCAGUAGGUUCAGAGUUAAAAUGCUUCACUUCAUUUGCAUUAGUAAAUUGAGUUUGGGGGUUCAUUUUCAAUUGUAAACCUUACUUCUUUCUUGUUCCCUCUAGUGCCCAAUUUUUAAAGUCUAUCCAAUUUUUUUAAAGAAUUCAAAUAAAAACACUUUCCCAGAGGAAAUAUUCUUUAUAUUUCAUUCCAAAACCUUAUUUUAAAUUUAUCCCUCAGACUGUUUGUAACUUUCAAAAACCAAAGUUUUAAUCACCUUUUUCUUUUCAUUCCAUUAAAAAAGGUCCUUAAACUGUAUUUAAAAUUUAUUCUGCUAAGUAUUGAAGGAAACUCAGCCUGAGCUAUAAAACAUGUGGAUCGAAAGAUCCUAACAGCUGAAAACCAAUUAAGAAGCAAUGCCUGAAAGUGAUUAGAAAAGGAAGUAUACAAACUUAGUGUUUCAAAGGCAUUGACUGUGGUUUGAGCAAAAUGGCUAGUUCCUCAUCCCUCAGAAUGCUAAACCCACUAGCACCAGUGUCUUGCAGUCUCCUUGUAGAGGGCAACUGACUGGAGCACUUAUUAGUGAUCUCAGUUCCUCUCCUUAUCCAUAGAGGAAUUAUGAAGAGCUGAUUUACUCGCCAGCUCAUUCUUCCACUGUGGCCAUCAACUCUGCUUUUUGCAGGGCUAUCUUCAGUUCACCAUUUUUUCCCUUGGAAAUCUCCAAUAAUUGUUUUUUAUUUAUAUAUGCACUAGGUCUAAAUCUGCACCUGAACAAUGAGUCAGUUGAACCGAGAGAAGAAGCUAAAGAUCCCAUGGAUCCCAGAUACUCGUUUAUGGAUUUCUAUGCUGCCCUUCCCUAUAAAUAUUUUCACAAAUGAUAAAACAAUAAAGUUUUGUUUCACUCUGACUCUGUCCCAAUUGCAUCCUCUUAUAUCUCCCUCGUGGUAAAUAAUCAAUCAUUCCAACAAUGACAAACUGUCCAUUGUUGGGGAAGAGAUUGAUUGCAGGUUCUUCCUCGUAUCAUCUUAAAGGGCUAUCCUUGGGCCAACAGAAAAUUAUAAUGGCAUAACAUUUGCUGCCCUACUGGUGAUCCCUAUCUUCCCAGAAGCACAAUGCCAGCCUUUAGAUCUACAAAUGAAACUGUCCUUUUUUACAAUGUACAGAGCUAGUUAAGGACAAUGACUGGAGAAUUCCUCUAGUUUAUUUCUCUCCUCUUCCACCAAAGGUUGUUACCUGGCAAGAAAACAUCUGUCAUCCACUCUCUUUAACAUUGGGGCUGGAAGUAAAUUUCAAGGAAAUGAAUUUUAACAGAUAUUUGGACCAGUGAAUUUAGACAUCUAUCAAAACUCUCUUGGGUUCUGUGGGUGUAUUAAAAAGCUUCCUGAUAUCAGCUGAUGCACAGUUCAGUGUCAUUCCAGAAGAGCACUAAACCCAGGUUCAAAAGCAGCCAGAACAAUAGCUGAGAGUCAUGGGGAGAAUUGUGCAAUGAAGCAGCAGGGAGCUGAUUUCCUCUGUCCCACUUCACCAUGCAGCAGCCCCAUCACUACUCCUAGAUGGUUGCUGUUCGGUGUUCUAUGACAUAAAGGCCGUAUAAAAUAGUGUUCAAGGACCAGAGGGGAACAUGUCCCCACGCUAGCCAAUAAAAGUUGAAAAGGGGGUUGCAGAGCAUAUUUAUGCUGUAACUAAUGUCAAAUGAGGAAAGGCUUAAAGAUAUGCAGGUAAAUAUUUCAGGGAAGGGGAGAAAGCAAUAUGACAACAGAGGAAGCGUAGUAGAAUGUGGUGAAAACUGCUGUUCAUCUGCUUUCCUCCUAGUUUUCUUUUAUUUAAAUUCCUUCAUUCCCGUCUCUUGCCCUUUAUCUCAGUUGUGACAAAUGUCUUGUGUUGCUAUCAUUUCCAUCUAGGAAACUGAUGUGAACAUCUAAAAUAAAAGUGGGCAGGCAAGCAUGGGGUACCAGCAUGAGAUUCAGCAUGGGUUCCAGUCAGGAAUGAGUUCUGCCAUCAGCAUUAAGAAGUUUUAAUUAUUUUUUAAUGGCACAAUUUUCUCUCAAGCGUGGCACUAGAAAUACAGCAUCACAGUAUAAUUGUGAAUUUUUGUUUUCUUUUUUUGUGUGUGAAAUGGUCUAUUCCCUGAAAAACUAUGAGAUGGCCAAGCACAGGGUGGGGAUGGGGGACUAGGAGCAGGCAUGGUUAAAGGAAGAGCAGUGUGACUACUACAUUAAGGACAACGAUGGGCCAGCAAUUUCUCUUCUGCCACUGCUUCCAUCACUGUCACAUGUAACAAAUGCCUCCUUUGCUGUAUGUGCCAUGGAAACCCAUCACUACUUGAGGCUACUUGUGGCAGAAUAAGUGUGUGUUUUAUUUGUAACAUGUGACAGUAAACUUGCAGUUUCUCUCAUGGAAGUGGAAUAUUUAUGAAACCUUUAGCAUGUGUGCAGGGUCACUGUGUCUCUCUUCUUCCUCUUCUGCCCCUUGUGCACUGUAUGAUAUAUUUUUGUAGAAUUCUUUUCUUCUUGUGGUGAAAUUCUUAAUACCUGUGGAAUGUUAAGUUUCAAGAAUUUUAAAAUAAAACUGCAAAAUGAUAAAGAAAAUGA